This is a messenger RNA of Eremomyces bilateralis CBS 781.70, 2037 nucleotides long. RefSeq names its product WD40 repeat-like protein. Gene Ontology annotation, molecular function: anaphase-promoting complex binding; ubiquitin ligase activator activity; protein binding. The annotation marks the transcript as partial. Gene Ontology annotation, cellular component: anaphase-promoting complex. Gene Ontology annotation, biological process: positive regulation of anaphase-promoting complex-dependent catabolic process; anaphase-promoting complex-dependent catabolic process; positive regulation of ubiquitin protein ligase activity. NCBI's taxonomy places the organism in Eukaryota, Fungi, Ascomycota, Dothideomycetes, Eremomycetales, Eremomycetaceae. The record is from RefSeq and is a predicted model, not a curated record. The transcript has 2 exons.
AACGCCCCGCAAACGCCUGAUAGAUUCAUUCCAUUUCGUCGACCGAGCAAAGCUCAGCGGACUAGUUUCCAACUCAGCAAAUCCGUCGACAAGUUGACAGAUGCCGAGAAGCUGUGCCGCUCUCGAUUUGUGAGCCCAGAUCCCUUUCUUCCUCCAUCUCGAAGCGAAUUACGGACUCGGUACCUCGCCACUCGACCACCCAAUGCACCAAACGAGGCGAGAACGAGCAAUACGGGUCUGCGUCCCCGGUCGGUGACACCAACAUCCCGCAGAGUGAGCGACGGAGCAGUUUGGGGGGUUGGCGGUUCCUUUGCGGCUUUCGAAGGAACCGUGGCUGUUACCGAUGGUCGUGGUGGCCUCUUUAGCAGCGGUACCAAUGCUCCUCUAUACACCUGCGCCUUUCAAGAGCAGCAAGAUCCACGUCGUGAACUUGAAGACCACGAGAGGCGCUUGGCCGUUGCAUUUGAUGUGGAUCAAAUCGAACGACUGGUGCCAACCCCCGUCACACCUGGAUCAGCGUUAUCCUCGCCGACAAGCCCUCCAACGGCCAGCUCCUCCGGAUCAUCGAGCCACCUAUCUCGCGGUUGUGGGCCGACCGUGUGGCAAAACAAUGAAUGGAUGAGGGAAGGGUCUACAUUAUUCCUUGAUGCACCACAGCUCAAAGACGACUUUUACUGCUCCCUCCUAGCGUAUUCAUACACCGCGAAUUGCUUGGCUGUUGGACUCGGGAACCAUGUCUACCUCUGGUCCGAGUCUCGCGGGGUGGAAACUCCUCAGAGCCUGAACGCUCCAUAUCAAGACGAACAUGGUGAAGCCAACCAAUCUCAUGUUAUGUCGUUAUCGUUCUCAUCACGAACGGGAGGAAAGGCCAUACUUGCCGUUGGACGUUGCCUUGGGAAUAGUGGAUGUCUGGUGUUAUGGAGUCCAUCGGAUCCUGAGCCUCGCUUUCACGAAGAUUUCUCCAGCUCAAUUUCUUGCGUUUGCUUUCGCCCAAAUCCGACCCGUCGAGAAUCUCGAAAUCUCCCCGGCACGAUGGUUGACAACGAAGAUCUCCUGGUCGGGGAUGAAAAUGGCGUGCUCUAUUUCUAUUCCGUGGAAUGGCCAAACCAGCAGGAUUACGAUGUGCUUGGAUGGGCUGGGGCUCUACACCUUGCCUGCAGUCUGAAAGUCCAUUCGCAACAGAUUUGUGGUUUGGGUUGGUCCAUGGAUGGAGAUUUCUUCGCGUCGGGAAGUAAUGACAACAGUUGUUAUCUCUUCGAAACGAAAAAGGUGCUUCACGCUGCUACCACGGCAGAGUCGGCAGAGUCGGCAGAAUCCGCAAUACAGUCGACCAAUGCUUCAAUCGUCCUACCACAUCUACCGGACCAGAACGCCAGCCAUUCAACCCGAACCGAUAUUCCUUUGGAGGACGGGUUGACUGCGACGACACUAGCGAGACAUCGGUUCUGUCUCUCCGCUGCCAUCAAAGCCAUCGCAUUCUGUCCAUUUCAACGAGGACUGUUGGCGCUUGGAGGAGGAUCGAACGAUCGCUGCAUUCACUUCUACCACACUCUAUCGGGAGCAGCACUCGCGACGAUCGAUUGCGCUGCGCAGGUCACUUCGCUCAUCUGGAGUACUACCAGACGGGAGAUCGCGGCCACGUUUGGAUUUGCAAAUCCAGAGCAUGCCAUCCGAAUCGCUGUCUUUUCCUGGCCAACUUGCGAGCAGGUCGUUGCGAUACCUUGGACUGACGAAGCUCGAGCAUUGCAUGCAAUCGGUUACCCGGGAGGACCAAACCCCAAAGGGCUGCGUGGAAACGAUGCGGAGAGGGACACGGAUGAUCGACGAGUGGAAGGGGAAAUGUGGUGCAAUCGGACGAGCCGUGAAGGGUGUUUGGUCAUUGCUACAAGCGAUGCUAGCAUUAAGUUUCAUGAAGUUUGGUCGGAACAACGAAGGAAGUCGAGCAUCAGCCAACCAAACCUGGGUCUGCUAGGCGGCAGCGCGAUUUUGGAGAGCUUGCAUGGAGUGGACAACGACGAAGGCGAUGUGAUUCGAUGA